AGGUAUACUGCGGUUAAUCGUUCUAUAGAGAGAUGCUCAUAGACGCCAGUUGAGCUGGAGCUCCGGCAGUGAGUUCAUCUCACCGAUUACUAUUCGAUAUAUAAUAUUUUUUAUUGCACCAUAGGCUGUUAAACAUGUUUGGCACGAAGUUGCAAAGCCGAACGCUGGAUUUGCGAUACAAUGAGAUGUGGAACGAUUGGGACAGCACGGCUGAACAUCAAAUGCCGAAGAAGUAUGUACACGGACAUUUGGUGUUGUCUUGGAAAAAAAUUAAUGUACAUGUGAAACAAACUACCAAAACUUUUUUCCGGGGAACGAAAACCUCAUACAAGCAAAUACUACACAACGUUAGUGGGAACGUACAAUGUGGAAACCUUCUUGGAAUAAUGGGUCCAAGUGGUUCAGGAAAAACUACAUUGAUGGCAACCAUAAGUCACCGAACUAAAGGAAAUUUUGAAGGAGAAUUAUUACUCAACGGACAACCAAUAUCUGAAGAAGUCAUGAUUAAGAUAUCUGGUUUUGUUCCUCAACAAGAUAUCAGUUUUGAUCAGUUGACAGCAUUGGAACACUUGUCUCUGAUGGCCAAUUUGAAAGUAUCACGAAAAACAACUAAAAUAGAAUUAAAAGAACACAUCGAUGAAAUAGUUUCCACGUUGGGCAUGACUAAGUUCUUGAACACGAGAAUAUCGUUUUUAUCCGGAGGAGAACGGAAAAAAAUCGCUCUCGCAGUUCAAUUAUUAAAUAAUCCACCUAUAUUGUUUUGUGACGAAAUAACAACAGGUCUAGACAGUUACUCUGCCGCACACAUUGUAAACACUUUAAAAAGUGUCGCACGAAUGGGUAAAAUUGUGAUAUGUACCAUUCAUCAACCAGCGUCUGGUGUAUUUGGAAAAUUCGAUGAUGUAUUAUUGUUAUCAAAUGGAUUAUUAGCAUAUCAAGGACCUGUCACAAUGGUCCAUCAGUUAUUCCAAAAGUUCAAUUAUGAAUGCCCGGAUAUGUUCAAUGAAGCUGACUUUGUGAUUUCUAUUCUUAAUUCUGAAAAUGAAAAAGUGAAAGAAAACGUAAAAGAAAUGUGCAAGUUAACAUCAUCAGAUCAACAAAUGGAUUUAAAUUAUGAUUUAUUUAACAAUCAAACUAAAUUUGAUCCUCAACAAAUAGUAAACUUAGAAACGCAAAAACCAACAUGGCCAACACAGUUUAAUUUGGUUUUUAAUAGAUCUAUCAAAUGUUUUGCAAGAAAUUACAAAAAUCAUCUACUGGAACUGGGAACUAUUUGGUUUUUAGGUAUCAUUAUUUCUGCUCCAUUUGCAAACCUGCAGUUUGAUACAAAAGCAGUACAAAAUUGGGAAGGAUUUUGGUUGAUAUUUGUCAUUAACUAUGUGUUCCACUUCAGUUAUUCUGCUAUCCCAUUAUAUCAAGUUAAAUUUGCAAUUGUCCACCGAGAAAUUCACAAUAAAGUAUACCCAUUGAGUGCAUAUUUUUUGUCCGAAUUGGUGAUAGUGGUUUUUUGGAUAAUGAUAAAAAUGUUAUUUUACUGUGUUUCUGCGUUUUGGAUUGUUGGUGCUGAUCAGAGUAGCUUGCAACUAUUGUCGUUUUAUUUAUUAGCGUUUGCAGCCUAUUCAUAUGGAAGUUUGUUGUCAGCAUAUUUUACUUAUCUAGAAAACACUAUGAUAUUUGCAACACUGUACGACUUUUUGUCAUUACCUCUCAGUGGUGCUUAUUUAUCAUUUAUGUCUUUACCAAAAGUGAUAUAUUCUCUAAGAUACUUUUCGCUGUUCUUCCUUGGUUGUGAAACAGCAUCAGUUUUAUUUUGGGACCGAAUUAAAUUUUUACCGUGUGUUGAUGUUACUAAUUGUUUGAACAGCGGAAAAGCAGUAUUAAGAAAGUAUGGUUAUAUAAGUAGUGAAUUAUAUUCAGACAUGGUGAUAUUAGCUUUGGUUUGUAUAUUAGCAAAUAUAUUUGGUUACUUCCGUGUUCUAAAAAAGAUGAAAAAACAACCAGCCUAUUAAAAUGUAUAUAUUUUCAUAAAUAUAACAAAUAUAUAUAAAUGUAAUUAAUUAUACAUACUAUGCAAUGGAAAAUUAAAUAUACAAUAAUUUAACAUUUAUAAGAA
This is a messenger RNA of Rhopalosiphum padi (bird cherry-oat aphid), 2113 nucleotides long. Its product is annotated as protein scarlet-like. Gene Ontology annotation, molecular function: ATP hydrolysis activity; ABC-type transporter activity; ATP binding. The transcript has 14 exons. Gene Ontology annotation, cellular component: plasma membrane. The record is from RefSeq and is a predicted model, not a curated record. NCBI's taxonomy places the organism in Eukaryota, Metazoa, Arthropoda, Insecta, Hemiptera, Aphididae. Bases 135 to 2009 code for a protein of 624 amino acids.